AUGCCAGUCAUGUGGCAUCUCUGGGCCGUCUCCGGUUCCGGAAAUGCCAACUUCUAUUUCGCGGUCACUCUGAUCUACAACGGCCCAG
Messenger RNA from Mesorhabditis spiculigera, 88 nucleotides. The record is from the annotation of a GenBank genome assembly. Lineage: Eukaryota; Metazoa; Nematoda; Chromadorea; Rhabditida; Rhabditidae.